Messenger RNA from Mollisia scopiformis, 529 nucleotides. RefSeq lists its product as uncharacterized. NCBI's taxonomy places the organism in Eukaryota, Fungi, Ascomycota, Leotiomycetes, Helotiales, Mollisiaceae. The transcript is spliced from 2 exons. The coding region runs from base 110 to 454 and encodes 114 amino acids. The record is from RefSeq and is a predicted model, not a curated record.
CUUGAAUUUUUGCGACGUGCAACAAAAUUAUUUAAGGUUUAGGGUCGGCCUAACUUUUUUCCUGCCAACUUUACCACAUGGCAUAGAUGCUUGACUCUCUUUUUUCAACAUGUCACAGCUCGAACACGGCGAGCAGCCGGCGAGCUAUUCAACUUCAGCUUCACUUUAUCAACUUCGACUAUUCAAACUCAUAGUAAUAGCCUUUCUAAUGUCGCGAAUGUCCACGUCAUCAUCGUCAGAGCAUGCGUCUAGCAAAGCCCGCAUCGAGGCUGUGAUUCCAACCAUCGUCAACAUACUUGAACCUUUCCAAGCUUCCUCGGCAUCGAUCGGUGUUAUGCACAAUGGCAAAACACUCUACACUAAAGGAUUCGGAAUCUGUGACAGAGACGACAGCAGAAUUCCUGAUGAAAAGACCAUGUAUCACAUCGUGUCUUGCACCAAGUCACUUCCAUAGCCCUAAGCCUUCUUGCGAAGUCAAAUAAAGUUUUUCUCAAUACCCCAAUAAGCACCUGGUCCCCGCGAUUCAACA